CAGCUCUGAGAGAAGAUCAGCAUGAACUCUGCAGAAGCUCAGAGUGAAGUGAAGCAGCUGCUGAGCAGAGUGAGUCCAGCUGAGCUCCCCAAGCUGCUGCACUGGAUCAGAACCUCAGAUGAGCUGGAUGAGCUGCUGGUAGAUAACAGGACGGUGAUGCUUCAAAGCAUCGCAGACGAUCUGAGAGCCAGUUUGCCUCUAGAUGCCAUGUUACCCUCGGAGACCACCGCACACCACAAGAUGCAGCAGCAGUCGCGGCCGACGGUGCACGUGGACGGUUUCCUGUACGAUGACGAGCAGGUGGACCAGCUGUGUGAGGAAGGAACCAUGAGCCGCUCGUACUGCCUCACCUGUGGAUCCUGCAGCACGGCGGCGCUGGAUUUCAUCUCUCACUCGUUCUCCGUGUCCGAGCUGCGGUUCUUGUUCCAGAACGUUCUGCCGGACCUGAGCGGCCGCGUGCUGGUGGACGUCGGCUCCAGACUGGGAGCUGUGCUGUACGGGGGUUACGUGUACAGCUCGGCCUCUCGGCUCGUGGGUCUGGAGCUCAGUUCAGAGUUCAUCAGGCUGCAGAAUGAAACGCUGCAGAAAUACAAACUGACUGACAGAGUUCAGGUUCUCCACGCUGACGUCUGCACGCAGGACGUUCUGCUGCAGAACGCUGACGUAGUCGUUAUGAACAACGUGUUCGAGUACUUCAUGGAGCCCAGCGAGCAAGUCAGAGCCUGGAGGUUCAUCAUGCAGAACUUGAGGAAGAAAGGAUCUCUGCUGGUGACGGUUCCCAGUCUGCAGGAGAGUCUGAGCGCUCUGCAGGAGGCGCUGCAGCCCGGCUGGGUGGAGGAACUUCCUGUUGACUACGACGUUUACCUGGGCCGAGACGCAGACGCCGACACGCUCAGAGAGAUCCACCUGUACAGAGUCAUGUGAUCACCUGUACAGAGUCAUGUGACCACCUGUACAGAGUCAUGUGAUCACCUGUACGGAGUCAUG
Molecule: messenger RNA, 987 nt
Organism: Scomber scombrus (Atlantic mackerel)
Lineage: Eukaryota; Metazoa; Chordata; Actinopteri; Scombriformes; Scombridae
Exons: 8
Coding region: 22-924 (300 amino acids)
Molecular function (GO): S-adenosylmethionine-dependent methyltransferase activity
Source: RefSeq, a predicted model, not a curated record